This is a messenger RNA of Pogonomyrmex barbatus (red harvester ant), 1374 nucleotides long. Its product is annotated as fatty acid synthase. Lineage: Eukaryota; Metazoa; Arthropoda; Insecta; Hymenoptera; Formicidae. Gene Ontology annotation, molecular function: oxidoreductase activity; fatty acid synthase activity; 3-oxoacyl-[acyl-carrier-protein] synthase activity. Gene Ontology annotation, biological process: fatty acid biosynthetic process. The record is from RefSeq and is a predicted model, not a curated record.
GUGAAUGGCUUUGGUAUCACUGGAUGUAGCAGAGCUAUGUUGGCGAAUAGGAUUUCUUAUUGGCUAGGAGUGACUGGACCAUCUUAUACUCUGGAUUCUGCCUGCAGUUCGAGCUUACUCGCUCUAGAACACGCCUAUCGGUGCCUGCAAGACGAUCUAUGCGAUGCUGCCAUUGUGGGCGGAUCAAACUUGUGCCUUCAUCCCUUCGUCUCACUGCAAUUUUCUCGUCUCGGGGUCUUGUCGCGUGAUGGUCGGUGUAAAGCGUUUGACAACGAUGCGGAUGGCUACGCUCGCAGCGAAGCGAUCGUCGUCGUAUUCCUACAAAAAGCGAAAAACGCGAAACGAAUCUACGCCAGGGUGGUUUACGGUAAGUCGAAUUGCGACGGUUACAAAGAGCAGGGCAUCACGUUUCCAUCGAGCACGAUGCAAGGCGAACUGCUACGAGAAUGUUAUGAGGAGUGUGGCGUAUCGCCGAAAGAUCUGUCCUACAUGGAGUGUCACGGUACCGGCACCAAAGUCGGCGAUCCUGAGGAGAUCAUCGCAAUUGAUAAAGCCAUUUGCAAAAACCGAACUGCUCCUUUACUAAUAGGAUCUGUUAAGACGAAUAUGGGUCAUUCCGAGCCUGUUUCCGGGCUGUGUCAAGUUGCCAAGAUACUAAUAGCAAUGGAAACUGGAUUGAUCCCUGCAAAUUUACAUUACAAUCGACCACGAGAAGGCGUAAAAGCUCUCGAAGAUGGCAGAGUUAAGGUCGUCACUGAAUCCACACCUUGGAACGGUGGUUAUGUGGGUAUUAAUUCUUUCGGUUUUGGCGGUGCCAACUGUCAUAUCGUAUUAAAAUCCCAUGAGAAGGAAAAAUUAAAUAAAGGAGCACCAUCCGAUGAUUUACCGAGACUCGUAACGGUGUCUGGACGUACCGAGGAAUCUGUUAAUGUGUUCUUAAAUGAUAUUGAGAAACAUGCGGUAGAUGUUGAGUAUAUUCGGUUGCUGCAUGAUAUUCAUUCUGAAGAUAUCCAAGGACAUCUUUAUCGAGGAUAUACGAUAGUUGGUUCGAAAACGGCGGAGCGUCCCACGAGAGAAACAGAAAAUUACUUAGGAACUGUGAGACCAAUUUGGUUUGUGUUUUCCGGUAUGGGAUCACAGUGGCCCGGCAUGGGUAUUGAAUUGAUGAAAUUCCCUAUCUUCGCCAAAGCUAUUCAGAAAUGUGAUGCCGUCUUACGACCGCGCGGCAUAGACAUCAUUAAUAUUCUAACAAACAAAGACAAAUCUACCUUUGAUAAUAUUUUGCAUUCGUUCGUGGGAAUCGCGGCAAUACAGGUAAGUUGCGUAUUACACAACAACACUUACAUAUUGCUUUCAAUAAAUUUUAUUUUAUGA